CCCGUCGUUCCUUCCAGUCGCGCCUUCCGUUUUCUGCGCCUGCAACAUGUGAAGCCGGCCCCCAGCGGCGCCAGUCACCGCCCAGGUAGGUCCCUUCACUGCCUUGGGUCCCAUUCACUUCCCUACCUUACUUUUGCAAGACUGGACACCCCGCAUUUUUCAACUGGGCACUUGAAGCCAGGCAGCCUGGUAUCGCUACGUUGUCUGGUGUCUCUCCUUCUUCACACCACCAACUGCCCUACAUCCUCUUCUGAGCACGAAGACAAACACAUGGUUGCAACACCCACCAGCGCAUAGAGGAUUCUAACCGAAUAGUGGAGAGGUAUGGCAAUUCUCACCUGCCUUCCGGGGCUUGAAGUUGCCGUCGAGGUCGACGGCCAUCGUGCGCACGAAUACGAGGCCGAUCCAGAUGAGGUUAAGUCGCGCGCCAAAAAAAUCAGAUAUUAUUCAUUCCAGCAAACACCGGACCACAAAGUUCCCUACGUGUUGAAAUACAUCGAGGCCAAACCAGGCAAGCCUUUUGCCUUCAUCCUUGACGCGACAAACUUCCACGACUUCAAGAAGACAGAGCCGAAAAUAUAUUGGGUUUGUUCCAUGGAUGGCUUCAGUUCCAGGCACAAGCCAAUGUCAGUUGGUACUGAAGACAAGAGGUCCUUUUGUCAAACUGGUGGCCGAGCCACCGGCUGGAAACGACACACUUUUCACUUCGGCAGCCUUGAUGUUCGGGAAGGACAUAGAGGGGACGCUACUCAGGCGAAGGAUGCCAAGCACUACGGCACACUUAUUGUCAACCUUUAUCUCAAGGUCGACACAGGCCGCGUUGCAUUUAUUCGGGACAAAUACAGUCCUAAGCCCAUCCUCUCUGUUGGUGAGAAGGACUUGAAGGGCAAAGCCGUUGACAGCAAGGUCAAUUUCGUGUCUGAACCCAUAGAUUACCCUGGUCAAGUAGCCACUUCAAGAAAUGUCGAUCCCCAUAACCGACCCAUCGCCGUCUUCGAAUUCCGUUACCGCACCAUGGAGGGUCUUUUGCAGGAAGGCAUUGUAUCUCGCCCGGUCGUUAAGUCCAAGGAGGUUGUCGACGUCGAAGAAAAAUUCCAGCCGCGCAUCAAAUCCGAAAACGAGGAACGCAGAGGUGUCAAGAGAGAACGACCCAUGGACCCUACCUCCUCUCCCCUUUGCUACAAGCUGCGCCGCCUGAAAAACGGACAGGUCGAGAUUGAUCUGACGGACGACUGAUGUCUGAAGGGAGCACACGGACGUCAACUGGUACGUGAAGGAAUCCGGCCGUGUAAGGCACUGGGAACGUCUCAACGCUCAAAGAUGUAGAACAGCAUGGAAGUGUCUUUGAAUCACAGGCAAGUAUGCCGAAAUAUGGUUGCAAAUACCUCUAGGUAACCUCUCUUUUACAAAGCAAUCAGUCGAGAUAGCACAGUGUGUUUAGCAAAAUGAAAAAUGAAUGUCAACAAGA
Messenger RNA from Neurospora hispaniola, 1468 nucleotides. RefSeq lists its product as uncharacterized. The record is from RefSeq and is a predicted model, not a curated record. NCBI's taxonomy places the organism in Eukaryota, Fungi, Ascomycota, Sordariomycetes, Sordariales, Sordariaceae. The transcript has 5 exons. Bases 325 to 1236 code for a protein of 303 amino acids.